This is a messenger RNA of Mycena citricolor, 1569 nucleotides long. Lineage: Eukaryota; Fungi; Basidiomycota; Agaricomycetes; Agaricales; Mycenaceae. The record is from the annotation of a GenBank genome assembly.
UUCAUCUCACCUUCCACUUACUUUCUCCAUGUUAUGGUCGCAUCCACCUUACUUGCUCUCGGGCUACUGAUACCUGUGAUAUCUGCGCAAAACAACAGGAACUCUAACAGUGUGUUGUACAAUGGAAAAGGACAGUCACCCUGUGAGAUGAAGAGCCUAUUCGAGAACACCUGCCAUACAUCACGCCGAGCAAGAGCCCUUGUCUCUACGAACCGUUUACGAUCUUCCCCUACGCCCUGUAUCUGUACCAAUGUGUAUUUCAAUCUCUGGAGUGCCUGCGCGUAUACGCAGAACUCCUCGCUCCCCUCCUGCUCAACAUGGAAAGAAGGGUGUCACCAGGCCUCGGUCGCAAUUACUACGGAGAAUGUAACGCACAACACCGCCUUUCCGUCGUGGGCCUUCAUGCCACUUCCUUCCAACAAUGACACGUUCGAUCUUGUUGGCGCGGUCGAAGCAGCAGAAGGCUAUUCACAUCGCUGGACUUCGGUCCAGAUCAUCGCUCCUGUCGUAGUUGGAGUGGUCGUUGCCCUCUCGCUGAGCGUGGGCUUCUACUUUUUUCUGCGCCACAAGCGAAGGCCACAUACCCGUCCAUGGAUGCAGACGACCGGCAAUCGACCGCGAUUCCACUUUCCCACGCUCUCAAGCGUGAAGAAAGUCCGAGCUGAGAACCGCAGCAGUACGUGGAGCAUCGACGAGCCCCCGGAAGACUGGAACCAGUACGAAUUCGUCUCCUACCCACCGUCUCUGCAAGGAUCUCAUGGCGGUCAUGUGCGAUUAUCCUCGAGUCCGACGGAUCCGCCGCGUUUGAAGAUUCCAGGAUCAGGACCUGUGUACGCCCUGCCUGGGAAAUCGGUGUGGAAGGCUCCCUUCCAGAAUGCGCAGCGGUGGUCGCGCUCUAUUCCGUUUCCAUGGCGGACUCCGCGCGUGAAGAACGUCCCGUCGUACAAGAGGUUCCGUGUCGACGACGCCGACUCUGAUUCGCCGUUACCCGAGCGCACUCCAGUGACGAGUGUCUCGAACUACGGGCGCAGCAAUCUUCGACAUGCAAGCAAUUUCGACCACGACAACGAUGGCGACAGUGACACUGAGGCUCUGCCUUUGAUGGCAGCUCCAGUAGAUCCGGUACCAGACAUACCGCCACCUACAGCUCCGCCCAAUAUACCACUGCCACCGAGGCCUGUCCGAACCCCACUGCAAUCGCCGGCGCCCAUCGUUCCGCCAGCGCCAAGAGUGGCGCCGCCUGUGCCUCCACUCGAGACACGACAGCGAGCUCGCGAUCCAGCUCGUCGCAGCAUCAGUCGAGAUUCAGUGCGGACAUUGCCCCCCACACCCACGCCGCCGUACCACUCGCGAAACGGCAGCUCGGCGUCGGGACCCCCGAAUUACGCGCCGCCCAUUGCCAACGAACCGUCGGGGGACCGCACAAGGUCCGUUCGACGAUUGCCGUUGCUACCAUCGUAAUGUAUCUGUAAUUAUACGCGGACAUCAUCUACGUUCUUGUGAUUCGCAAUGAAUGUGAGCCAUUCAUCGAAGUCAAGGGCGUUCGCCAUCAUCCAUAUAUGUUUCGAC